CUUCUAUGGAUACCAGUUUAAAAACAUAGUUAAGUUCCCACAACCAUCAUUAAAUUCAACUCCUGAUUUACUCCUGUCAGUUAGUCUGUCUGUCUGUCUAUUUGUGUUUGUUUGUGUCAAUUUGUUUCUUUUUUUAAAUUUUUGUCUCUCUUCGUGUAAUUUCCAGUUUUUACUUUUUUACGCAUCAAUUCGUUUAGGAGUAACAAAUUUAAAGUGAGUGAGUGAGAGGAGUGAUUUUUCCCGCCGAGUCCACCAGUUCAAUUUUUAAAUUUUACAUAAACAAAAAUAUUUAAUCUCUUAAUUGAUAUAUCCUAUUUUUAUAUAUUACUUCAGCGGCAUCAUCAAUCAACAUCCAAUUCAUCUAACCAGAUCAUCCCUCCACGUACUCAUCAUCAUCAUCUUGCCAAUCCUUCAUCAUGAGUAACCCUUACCAAAACAACAACUCAUAUGAAAUGAGUAACUAUAACAAGAAUUCUUCUGGUUCUGAUGAUUUAAGUUCUUUUAUGAAUGAAAUUCAUGAUAUAAACUCUUUAUUAGAUCAAUAUUCCAAUCUUAUCGGAUUAAUCGAUAGAAAACAACAAAACUUGAUCAAUGAAUUGAAUUUAAAUGAAAGUGAUCUUGAGUUUAGUACUCAACAAGUUGAUGGACUAGUUUCUGAAGCUGAUAAUUUACAAGCCAAUUUAAAAGUUAGAAUUAAAAAUGUUCAAACUAUUGCCGCUAAAGAACAUGAUAGAACUAAACAAGAACAAGCUGAAGUUACCAGAAAGAGAUUUUUAGAUUUAAUUCAAAAUUAUCGUUUAGUUGAAUCAAAACAUAAAGAACAAAGUAAAUCUCAAUCAGCCAGACAAUAUAAAAUUAUUAGACCUGAAGCUUCUGAUCAAGAAAUUGAAACUGUGGUUGAAAGUGGGAAUCCUCAACAAUAUUUCCAAAAUGCUCUUUUACAAUCAAAUAGAAGAGGUGAAUCAAGAGUUGUAUUAAAUGAAGUUCAAGUUAGACAUCAAGAAUUAUUAAAAUUAGAAAAAACUAUGGCUGAAUUAACUCAAUUAUUUCAUGAUAUGGAAGAAUUAGUUAUUGAACAAGAUCAACAAAUUCAACAAAUUGAUGAAACAGUUCAACAAGCUCAACAUGAUGUUGAAGGUGGAUUAGGUCAUACUGAAAAAGCAGUUAAAAGUGCAAAAGCUGCCAGAAGAAAAAGAUUAUGGUGUUUUAUUAUUUGUUGUAUUAUUGUUGCCAUUCUUGCUCUUGUAUUAGGUCUUUACUUUGGUCUUCAUCAUUAGUUCUACUAAUUUCAUAUAUCUUCUUCUUCCAUCCUUCCAUCCUUCCAUCCAUCUAUUAAUCAUUUCCUCCUUUUUUAAUGUCAUUCUUGUUGCUAUUAUUAUUAUUAUUAUUAUUAUUUUAUUGACUUUUCUUAAUUUAUUUUAUUUGUAAUAAAUCCUAACUUUAUUUUUGUUGUUGUUGUUGUUGUCAUUUACACUACCUACUGUGUUAAUUCUUUUAUCUUUGGUUGAAUUGAAUAGACUGACUCAUCGAUAAGUACCCAAUUAACCAUAUUAGUAACAACUUCAAAAAAAAAUCCAUACAAAGUUAA
Scheffersomyces coipomensis is the source of this 1588-nucleotide messenger RNA. RefSeq names its product syntaxin (gene SSO2). Gene Ontology annotation, molecular function: SNAP receptor activity; SNARE binding. Lineage: Eukaryota; Fungi; Ascomycota; Pichiomycetes; Serinales; Debaryomycetaceae. Bases 417 to 1277 code for a protein of 286 amino acids. The transcript has a single exon. Gene Ontology annotation, biological process: vesicle fusion; exocytosis; intracellular protein transport. The record is from RefSeq and is a predicted model, not a curated record. Gene Ontology annotation, cellular component: plasma membrane; SNARE complex; endomembrane system.